CAACUCUUAGCUCAUCCAAACAUUUUAUAAGCUUUCUGGAAUCCAAAAUUCCAAAUCCCAGUUCCAACCGAAAGUCGUUCUGCUAUUUCAUCUAUCAUGAGGAAAGGCUCUACAACAUCAACCAUUCUUUUCCCAGUCCUAAUCUUCUUACUUUUUACCAUCCAAGUUCAAGCAAGAAACUUGAAUGAGGUUAGUUGUUCUUCUUCCUGUGGAGACAUCCACAACAUCAAGUACCCUUUUCGCCUUAGAGGCGAUCCAUCCAGCUGCGGUGACCCCGAUUAUGAAUUCUCAUGUGUCAACAACAAAACCAUCCUCGAAAUAUAUACAGGCAAAUACUAUGUCAGAAACAUUUCAUACACUGACAAUCUACUCCGUUUAGUUGACGUUAAUUUCGCAAACGGAAGCUGCAGCCUCCCAUCCGGUUCUAUAGUAGAUCGGGAUGGCUACGUCCAGGACUUCCGUUACCGCGGCCAACUGAACUACUCAACUGAAUCUCGUAUCAGAUUUAUCAAGUGCUCAAGCAAUGUCACCCUGCAAAGUAUUGAGAAGCAUUACAACUACACUGAGGUUCCUUGUUUGACGAGAAAUGGAAGUUACAUGUAUGCUGUUCAAGAUGGAAUGUACUUGGCAAACAAUUAUCCACGGACGUGUUCGCUUGUUUCUGUGGCUCCUGUGGAUUAUCAUGAGGAUGUUUAUAAGUCCCCUACUUAUGAAGCCAUGGUCAAAGUGUUGCAGGCAGGGUUUGAUCUAGGAUGGUCUGUUGAGUGCAGGAAUUGCCAAUUGGCUGGUAAGCAGUGUGUAAUCGAUGCCAAGGCAUGGGAAACUAGGCCUGUCAUAUUUCAAUGCCAAAAAGAUUACCACGAACUCACAAGGUCUGAAGCAAACUUGAUCAUUUUGGCACUCUGUGUGGCAGCUCUGAUUGGUCUUGUUAUUAUAGUGGCUAUAUUGGUGUGUGUUAUCCGCAAGUUUAAGAAACGAAAGCAGCCUGUGAAGAAUCUGCAGAACCAGCUACCUUCAACACUAUAAGUAGUUCUUGUAGGAGUCAACCUAUAUAUGUAUACCCUCACCGUCUACAGCUGAUCAGCUGUUAUAUAUAACGUGAUACAGUUAAAUGUAUAAAAAAAUGCUUGUUAGUUUACAAGUACAUACAAUUUGUUGAAUAUAUGUUGAUCUUUGAGAUUGAAUCUCUUGUAAUUCAAUUGUAUAGUUUAAACACUGUACGUGAAGAGUUUUACUCUAUAAUCUACAUACUAUAAAGUUAGAGCAAAUGUAUUGUCUAUUUCUUUUAGAGAAAAAUGCAGUAUGGGCCCCUGUAUUCU
Argentina anserina (silverweed cinquefoil) is the source of this 1319-nucleotide messenger RNA. Its product is annotated as LEAF RUST 10 DISEASE-RESISTANCE LOCUS RECEPTOR-LIKE PROTEIN KINASE-like 2.5. The coding region runs from base 97 to 1026 and encodes 309 amino acids. The record is from RefSeq and is a predicted model, not a curated record. NCBI's taxonomy places the organism in Eukaryota, Viridiplantae, Streptophyta, Magnoliopsida, Rosales, Rosaceae. The transcript has 3 exons. Gene Ontology annotation, molecular function: polysaccharide binding.